UUGAAUAACUUUCGGGCCAAAGGUUAAGGUAAUAUUGAGAGAUUUGGGUUAAAUCAGACUAUUCCGUCUUUGGUGUCCUAAUUUUGCAUUUUAAUCAGCAACCUUGACCAGCCUAAAUGUCAAUUGGUGAACAGAAUAUGAAAUCCUUGGAGGCCAAGGUGGUGGUGUUAGGAUCACAAGGUGUAGGUAAGACUAGUGUAGUAAUACGAUAUGUUGGUGGAAUGUUUAGUAAAGCUGUCAGUCCCACUAUAGGAGCCUCUUUUUUUACCUAUAAAUUAAAUUUAGAUAGUUAUCGUGUCAAGUUACAAGUAUGGGAUACUGCUGGUCAAGAAAGAUUCAGAUCUAUGGCCCCAAUGUAUUACAGGAAAGCUAAUGCAGCUAUGUUGUUAUAUGAUAUCACUUGCACUGAUAGUUUUUAUGAUGUUAAAGAUUGGGUAAAAGAGUUAAAGAAAAAUGUUGAUACACCAAUAGUUAUGUGUCUACUUGGUAAUAAAAGUGAUUUAGAUAGUGGAAGAAAGGUGUCUAUCGAAGAUGCAGAAGAAUAUGCUAAAUCUAUAGGAGCUUUAUUUUAUGAAGUAUCAGCUCUAAAAAAUACAGGAAUUGAGGAUGCCUUUUUACAUGUGGCCAAGGAACUCAUUAAAUUAUAUGAAACUAACCCUGAGGCAGGUUUUCAUGUGCCGGAACAAAACACAUCUUCAGACAUUUUUGGCUCAAAUGAACCAAUGAAACUUCAAGAGACUAAUGAACCAGUACAAAAACAGAAAGAAUGUGGUUGUUGAUAUUUUGAUUCUGUGAUAUUGACAAGUAAAAUAACCAUGAGUUACAUUGUAAACCACAUUUUGUCAUCAACAUGCCUUCAAUCAUACAAGUGUGUAUGUACAGUAUAAUAUGGUCUCUGUAGAGGAAGGUGACAGUAAUGUGCCAAUGGAUAUAUUAUAGUCUUUCUUUCAACAAACCGUCUCUUAUUUUUAUAUGCAUUUCAUAGUACAUAAAGAUUAUAAAAAAAAAUAUUUUGUAAGUGUUCAAUAAAUAUCAUCCACAUGUCCUAUUUAAGUCUAAGUGGCCCAUUACACUAAGCAACAUAUAAUAAGUAAAAUUGUACAAAAUAUUUUCUUUCUCUGAAAUAGCUUGAGUAGAAAUUGUUGAAUUCAUAGGCUUGGAGCGUGCUCUGAACUGAAUGAGAAGAGGAAGGUUCAUAUCCAAAAGAAACAAAAUUGUGAGGUAUUCUCCUGAUCCAAAACUUUAUAGUAGCCUUUCACUAAUUAGUGUCAAUAAAUGUUGGUAUUCAUAGGGGUAUCAUAUUUGCUUUGUAUAAUUGCCAUGAAUGUACCUUGAUUUCUAGGAAUCAUUAUCCAAGGUACCAUCUAUGGAAGAAUAGCCACUUGCAUUUUUUAAGAGAUUACUAUUUUUAUUUGAACUGUACAUUUUUGAUAUGGCAGCUGUAUGUGAGUAAUAAACCAUUUCUCAUUAAAUCCAUCACAAUUUUCUCUAAGAUAUCAAACUAUAAAUUUAAAUUGGCAUCAUUUCAAUUCUAAAGUUAUAGUAAAUGUAUACAUGUAUUAGAAACUAAAUUAAUCAAAUUAAAUACAAUAUAUUUUUUCCUGAUUGAGGUUACUUUAAUAAAAAAAUGUUCUGGUAAAUGAUAUUAAAUUACAACAUCAUACUCUUUGUUAUUUCUUCAUUUGUUCUAACACUAUUGUAUAUAGAAGAUUAAAAGCUAUCUUUACUUUGUUGUGGGUUAUGGAGGUAAUUUCAUUACAUAUUAGACUUACGAGUCAAAAAAUUCAAAACUAUGGCUAUGAGAGCAACAAAAAGAUGUUGUUGAAGUAAUUGUAAUCUAUAAUUUAUUGUGUCCUGCAUAUAUCUUGUUCAAAUAUUAAAUAUCUUUGAAAAAGGUGGUGACCUUAUGGAUGUGUAAAACCCAUUUUUCUCUCUUAUAGAUUAUUGCUUUUAAUGUCUUUAAGUUUGUACAAAUUAGUGAUACAUGUACAGUUUGAAAUCUACUUAAUUUCAUUGUAUAAAUGAAUAUGUUUAUCAUUGAUGUACAUAUCUAAUUUAUCAAAUUGACCCAUAUAGCUUAUCUAUGAUUAAUUUAUUACUAUUAAGCAUGAUACAUACAUGUAAGAAAAUAUAGAAUAUAGUCAUGGUUUUUGACCUGAGGCAAAUAGGGUAUGUUCCAUUGUCCUUGUUUUUAUAUAAUUCUGAAAGUUAUUUUAUCACAUACAGUGUGCUGGGGCUGAUGGUCAUACAUAUAUGACAGGGUUAUUUUAUUCUUUUUACAAAAGGCACCUUUAAAUUAAAGUUGUUUCUUUUUUUCUAACAUAAAAAGCAGAUAUUACUAUUUUGCUCAUUAUGAAAUAUUUAUAUAUAUAUGCACAGACUUUGUUAUUAUUUUAUGAUUAAUAAACUGACGAAAUGACAGUUUUUGUGUGCAUGGAGAACCUCAAUAUAAUGUUUACUUGUAGAAAUGGAAAGUUUUUUUACCUAUAUUAUUAUUAAUACUAUUUAUACUAUUAUUUUAUGUUUACAAUUAAUUAAACAUCAGGAAAUAAAUUAAAGAUUUCACUCUUCAAACAGGUUAUUGAAAUUCUUUGGAAAUUGAGAUGUUACAGAAAAGUUGUGUAUCUGCUUAAUUUUAAUAAAUUUGUUAAAAGUUGCAUUAUGUAAGAGAUAAAUGCAGGUCUUUUUUCUGGCUUCAUUUAUUAACAUUUACAUUUAUUAACAUGACAAACCCAAAAUUAGAUCUUUGGGCCAUCAGAUGGUUUCGAUUUUAAGUAGAUUAGAACACAGUGGCUAUUUAAGAGUUUAACGAUAAAAUAGAUAAUCAAGACUUAAUCUUGAUUGUCAAGUACUGUUGCUAUGAAUAUCGAAAAACUAUGCCACAUUUUGUGAAAACUUCAAACACUCAUUACUUCACUCACAAUAAAGUAAUUUGACUGGAAUUUUCAAUAUAUUCAUUUUUCAUUAUCUAUUUUUGAACUAUUAUGGCAAGAAUGGCCAGCUCUUUAUCUAAAUCUUACAUAAUGCAUCUUUAAUUACUUUAAUUUUAAUAAAUUAUAUUUUCGUUUUAUAUAUAAUUUUGUUUAUUAUUACCAGUACAUGUAAAUAAAUGUAAAUAAAAAUAAUAUUAAAGAA
Messenger RNA from Patella vulgata (common limpet), 3135 nucleotides. RefSeq lists its product as uncharacterized. The record is from RefSeq and is a predicted model, not a curated record. The coding region runs from base 117 to 779 and encodes 220 amino acids. Gene Ontology annotation, molecular function: GTPase activity; GTP binding. The transcript is spliced from 7 exons. NCBI's taxonomy places the organism in Eukaryota, Metazoa, Mollusca, Gastropoda, Patellidae.